CCAAUGUUGUGAAACAUUAGCCUUAUGAUCUCUUUUAUAGGAGGAGUGUUCAACGUACACAAAUAUACGGCAGUUGCAUGUCAUCUGCAGCGCUAGCGCAGGAGCUAGCUAUGGAAAGCGAUGAAGAAAGAGAUUCACCAUUAUCACGGUCUGACUCUAUUGAUCCUAAAGCCGAGUUGGCCUCAGUCUGUCGAGACGGCAACUAUCAACGUGCCCACGAGCUAUUAGCCCUAGGGGUCGACCCCCGGCUAUCAAGAGUGGGAUUCUUUAACUGGUCCCCUCUCCACUUUGCCUGUCACCAGGGAGAAAUGAGUUUUGUAAAGUUACUCACGGAAUCGUACGAGUGUCAACCAGAAGCGGAGGACAAGGAGGGACGAGUUGCUCUACACCUAGCUGCUCAAAAUGGCCACGUGAAGGUGGCGAGGUACCUCGUCAAGAACCGUGGAUGUAUAGUUGACUAUGGGGAUAUUGGUGACCUGACUCCUUUACAUCAUGCCUGCGGGUGGCUGAGUGAGUGUUCUGAGGAUAAAGCUCUCGAGAUGAUCAAGUUUCUGGUAAACAAAUGCCACAGUGAUCCUAACUUGAGAGACAAAGAAGGGAAGAAUGGUCUUCUGCACGCCUGUGAGAAAGGAUUCCUAACUAUUGUUCGCUUCUUUGUUGAUGAAUGCCAAUGCGAUCUAUCAAGUAUUGAUUACCAUGGAAAUACGUCACUUCAUUUUGCUGUUGCCUUUAGCGAUAAUCUUGAAUUGGUUCGCUACAUUCACAGCCAAACAAACAUAGACAUAUCUUCAGCCAAUGACAGAGGCAACACUAUUCUGCACAGUGCUUAUGCCAGCAACUGUUCCCACAAAGAUGACAUAAUCGAGUUUCUGUACGGAGAGCUCAAACUGGACCCCUACUCCACAAACAAGCAAGGCAAGACACCGUUCGAGAUGUCUCUGAUGACAGAGCCAGAGAAGUUGUUUGAACUAACCAGUAUACAGCACGGCUCCCAAGAACACGUCAGACAUGACCUACCACCUUUGCAAGACACUGAAAAUGCUCCCAACAACUCAACCAAAUCAUGUACUAUUAUGUAAUCCUCAAUACUAUGUGUAACUGUUUGUGUCUCUCAAGCCAUUUUUUCCAGCAUUAGAUACAGUUUUAUUCUCUUUAGUCGGAGGUGUAUACCCAGACCCCCGUAAUUAUUGUGUGUGUUGUAUGUCACUUUUACUGCAAUGACAACAGUACAACUGAA
Molecule: messenger RNA, 1237 nt
Organism: Halichondria panicea
Lineage: Eukaryota; Metazoa; Porifera; Demospongiae; Suberitida; Halichondriidae
Product: serine/threonine-protein phosphatase 6 regulatory ankyrin repeat subunit B-like
Exons: 2
Coding region: 78-1079 (333 amino acids)
Biological process (GO): RNA processing
Molecular function (GO): RNA nuclease activity; RNA binding; protein binding
Source: RefSeq, a predicted model, not a curated record